Oldenlandia corymbosa var. corymbosa is the source of this 1554-nucleotide messenger RNA. The record is from the annotation of a GenBank genome assembly. NCBI's taxonomy places the organism in Eukaryota, Viridiplantae, Streptophyta, Magnoliopsida, Gentianales, Rubiaceae.
AUGGCGAAGCAAAACCACAGUCGGAGCAAAUCGAAAAAUGCAGAGAAGAUUGGGAAGGGAAAGGUCACUCCCGUCCAGGUUGCAUUCAUCGUUGACCGUUACCUCCUCGAUAAUAACUUCAACAAAACCCGCACCAUUUUCCGAUCCGAAGCCGCAAAUCUCCUCUCCAAAUCCCCCGUUCAAGAGGCUCCGAAAAGUCUUUUGAGUUUGGGGGCGAUGUUGGAUGAGUACAUAAGUCUGAAGGAACUGAAGGUGAGUUUGGAGCAGGAACGGUACCGUAUGGAGCAAGAUAAAUUGAGGGUUGAUAAUCUUCUCAAGGGAUUACAAGAUGCCAUGAAUGGGUUUAACGCCACCGCUCACUUGGUUACACCUCAGCCCCUUAUUCACCCUCCGCCGGCGCCGCCACCGCCGCCCCACUCUGUCAAUUCUGGGAUUACGGCCUCACCGGGUUAUUAUUCUGUAUACGGUUCCCCAGCAAUGAUCUCUACAUUUAAGCCCUCUUACUCUGGGGUAGAUACUACCAGUGCACCAAGUCAGACUACUAAUAGUAUAGCGCUGAAAAGAAAGCCUUCUGCCAAUCCUUUGGAUGCUACCCACAUUGCGAGGAAAUCUCGCAAAAGUUCAACUAGCACCAACCAAUUGCUAUCUAAAGGUGCUACUGCACAUUCGCAGCCAACCAAGGGAGACAAUCAAGUGAUUUUGAUAUCUGAAGGAAACUCUGCAGACCAGUCUUUAGUUCAUCAUUCUCAAGUAUCUAAUGGAUCUAAUCCUGUUCAAACUUCAAAUGUGGUCAAAUGUUUGUUUACCAAGCCCGAUAAAUCCUCUCCCCAUAAUUCAUCUGACCCUAAAACACCUCCCCUGCAAUCAUCCUCUGAUGCUGAAAGAACUGCUUCCCCGGUGGCAAUGUGUUCAACUGCAGGUUCUAGCAAAGAUGUAACCCCUCAACAGAUAACUUCCACAAACUGCACCAUUAUAUCCUCUGAAACAAUUCGAGUUAGCCCAGAAAAGCAAAUAUCCUACUAUUCCAUUGCAAGAAACCAACAGAUAACUGCCUCCCCAGCUAAAGCAAACUUGAAAAAGCCAAACAGGAGGGAUCAUGUCAAGGGAAGGCUGGACUUUGAUGCCCCUGAAAUGCUCAAGAGUUCUGAAACACCAGCAUCGAAUGAGAUUUCAGCAUCUGGAUGUGCCAAGGAAGUUGAUGACAUCCUUGACUUGGAGGAUUUCCCAAAUUUGGAUAUGUUAGGAAGUCUUAACCUUUCUGAACUACUAAGCGAUUUUGAUCUAGCUGAUGAGGGAACUAGUUGUUCUAGUCAGCCAAGUGGAGAUUCCUCUCCGGAUUCCAGCUCGUGGUCUCCGCAACAAUCAUUGGAAGUUUGUAGAGGUGCUAACCAAGUAUAUUCCCAGCUUUCCUCAACAGUAACAGAAAUUAUUUCAGAAAAGGACAUGACUUCAUCAGGUUCGGAUCCUGUUACUACUGUCAAAUCUAUAACCAAAACUAUCAAGAUCUUAAGUCCUGAUACUAAAGGAACCAGAUGGUUUGAUACUAAUAUAUAA